UAUGAUAUUGCACGAUAUUCAGUCUCGGUGCGCGGAUCGUCAGGUCGGCUCGCUCUCCUCGCGUGGACCCAGAAUUCGAUUUUCAUAUCCGUUUGUUUCACUAGUUGUUCCCGACCCGUGUGUGCGAGCACACGUUACAAAAAAAUGUCUCAAAUCUAUAAGAAGUCGAUGCUAACGAUCGGCAAGUACGUGCCCCAGCAGCUCCAGCCAUUGUGGAAUCACCCAGCUGGUCCGCAGACUAUAUUCUUCUGGGCACCGACUUUUAAAUGGGGGCUUGUAAUAGCUGGCCUCAGUGACCUACAGAGGCCAGCAAGUCAGCUUUCUGUUAGCCAAUCGUCUGCCUUGGCCGCGACGGGAGUGAUAUGGACCAGAUAUUCCCUAGCAAUCACCCCGAAAAAUUGGAGUCUCUUUAGCGUAAAUCUCUUCGUUGCGAUAACGUCUAUUUAUCAAAUUGCUAGAGCAGUAAACUAUCAACGGGAGCAGGAAGCUCUAGCGAAAGCAUCGACGACACAUGGAAAAUAGUGACUAUACUUGAAAUGAUAUACAUUCCUAGCGAUAAAAACAAUACUUAAUGUAGAUAAUGACCAUAUUAGGUACACUGACUUGCGGAAUAUUUCCGAAUGUUAUGUAAUGUGAAACGGAGGAGCAGUAACACUCUAUGAAUAACCGCGAGAUUAAAAUAAUUAUUUAACUGGCACUUUCAGCAAUUUUGAAAGUUCCAUAUAGCAAAGUUGUAAAUACUUCAAUUUACAUAAAUACGGUGAUUAGUUGUAUAUUAAACACGGGAGGGAAUCAAUCAUAGAAAUACUAGAAGCAUUGAAAUACCAAAAAGGAGCAAUCGUAACACGAGGAUGAAGUAAUUGUAUAUCAGGAAUACAAACUACAAAGAUGAAAUAUUCCAAAAAAUUGCUAAACGCCAAGGCUAAAGAAACGAAAACAACAGAAAUGAAAUACCAAGAUUUGGAACACACCGCGAACAGAUCAUUCGCACUCAGGAUAUUCGAACACCAAUAAUCAAAUUUAUACUUCUAUUAUCUAGAAUAGUUUGAAACACUGACGAUCGGAAACUACGACAUAAUAGGAUCGAACAUUAUUUACAAAGGAAAUUUGGAUUCCAAAAGAAAAGAUUAUAAUGUUCUGAGUUCAGAAUCUGUGAAAUUCAUAAAAUGUUCAUACCGAACUGUGAUAUCGAACCUAAGGUGCUGCUCAUAACUUUAUUCCACUAGUAAUGCAUAAAUUGCAAAUCGUAGACUAAGUACAUGUACCAAUUAAAAUGUAUUACACAAUAUCAAAAUUUAAUAGAUACUCGCUGAAUUAUAUUGUAAACUGAAAACACCGAUAACAGUACACCAGUUUGUAAUAUUGAUAUACUAUACUUAUUGGGUAUGUUUGUCUACGUACAAAUCUACCUCCAAACAAUAAUAUACAUAUAAUACCUAUUAUGUAUAAUGAUUCGCGCAACACUGAUGCCGAAUAAUUUGAAAACGUAGGAAAUGUACAAAUUGCAUACUGAGUUCGAUAAUGUUAUAACUGCCUUGUAUAAAUUUAAUAAAAUAAUAUAUUUUUGUAUAA
Messenger RNA from Megalopta genalis, 1572 nucleotides. RefSeq lists its product as uncharacterized. Gene Ontology annotation, biological process: pyruvate import into mitochondria. Gene Ontology annotation, cellular component: mitochondrial inner membrane. NCBI's taxonomy places the organism in Eukaryota, Metazoa, Arthropoda, Insecta, Hymenoptera, Halictidae. The record is from RefSeq and is a predicted model, not a curated record.